GAUAAUACCUAACGACUGUGGGUUCAGAUUCAAGGGCAUCCACUACAUGACCGUUCGGGGGUGGGAGCCGUUGCAAAGGGGUGUCCUUUCACCGCCUCCCAUUCCUCUCCCUACUACUACUAUUAGUACUACUACCACUACUACUACACUAGUACUAUAGCAGAUCGGGAUUGUAAGGCACUGUAGUAAUGAAAACAAAAGCUAUUUCAUCAAUAGAGAGCUUUCAAGAAUCCACAGUUUCAUGAAUAAAAGCAAACUUAUCAAAAGUCAGAAUUGAUUCUUCAGUGCUCCUAGCACAAACCUUAAAGACAGAUGGAAGAAUUAGGACAAGUGGGUUGUUUUUCAGCAGCUGACAUAAAAAUUGAUGAAGAAUUCUUAGAGGGUGAUAAUCCUUCUGUCAGUGAUAGCAAAGAUCCUGAUUGUGUUGAAGGACAUACCUCAAAGGUGAACCAGCUUGAAUUGAAUGUGCUAUCAAACAGUGAGGAAUAUGCCUUUGAGUUGAACCAGUCUGAAUUAAAGGAUGCAUCCAGUGGUGAUUCAUCUGUUAUAGCUGAAGAAAAAUCUGCUCCUGUUCUCAAAAAGAGAAAAAGGUUACCAAAAGAAGAUAGAGAUGAAGAAAGAGGAAAGGAUGAUGAAACUGAAAGAGAGAAAAUAAUAUCAGAAGAUAAAGAUGAAGAAAGAGGAAAGGAUGAUGAAACUGAAAGAGAGAAAAUAAUAUCAGAAGAUAAAGAUGAAGAAAGAGGAAAGGAUGAUGAAACUGAAAGAGAGAAAAUGAUAUCAGAAGAUAAAGAUGAAGAAAGAGGAAAGGAUGAUGAAACUGAUAGGGAGAAAAUAAUAUCAGUUUGUAAAGAUGAAGAGGAGCAGAAAGAUAUGGAUGAAAUUUCAUUGCUCUUAAGCAUAAGAGACUCGGUACAAAAAGUUGCACAGACGCAAAAUGAAAUUGCUGAUCUGAUUGUGGAUUUUGUGAAAAAACGACAGUCUUUGUAGUUGUGAAAGUGUAAAGCAUUUUUACAUUAAAAGAUUUGUGGCAGCUUGAAUAUCAUAAAUAUUUUAUUAAUG
Molecule: messenger RNA, 1059 nt
Organism: Macrobrachium nipponense
Lineage: Eukaryota; Metazoa; Arthropoda; Malacostraca; Decapoda; Palaemonidae
Product: serine/threonine-protein kinase prpf4B-like
Exons: 5
Coding region: 313-987 (224 amino acids)
Source: RefSeq, a predicted model, not a curated record